Messenger RNA from Hypanus sabinus (Atlantic stingray), 3785 nucleotides. RefSeq names its product DNA-binding protein SATB1-like. Lineage: Eukaryota; Metazoa; Chordata; Chondrichthyes; Myliobatiformes; Dasyatidae. Gene Ontology annotation, molecular function: RNA polymerase II cis-regulatory region sequence-specific DNA binding; DNA-binding transcription factor activity, RNA polymerase II-specific. The transcript is spliced from 11 exons. Gene Ontology annotation, biological process: regulation of transcription by RNA polymerase II; chromatin remodeling. The coding region runs from base 207 to 2459 and encodes 750 amino acids. The record is from RefSeq and is a predicted model, not a curated record.
ACAUUUUUUCCUACCGAUCGACUCGAAAGCAGAACAUUCGGCCCGGUUUGUUGCUGCACGUUUUGUUUUGUAGAGGGAGAAAGCAGGAACUUUAAAUGCGGCGACAAUCCUGUCCACCCGACUGAGCUUGUUAUUUACCUUUGUUGGAGAGCGCCUUGUGAUUUGUGGCUGUCUAUACGUGGAGUUGUGGUUAUCUCUGAGAGUUGAUGGUGAGCAUGGAAAACCCCAGUGAAACAGUGCAAGUGAAGGAGAAUUCAGAAAAAAACAACAAUCUCAUUGAUCCUAAAGGUCCCCCGGCUAAGAUCCCCCGCUUGGAGCAGAAUGGAAGUCUCUCCACCCGCAGCAGACUGGGUAGCAUGGGUGCCAAAGUGACUGGAGGCUCACUCAAACACACGGGCCAGCUGGUGAAAAUCGGUAAUAAAAAAGGAAAUAUGCUCCCUGUUUUCUGUGUGGUGGAACACUUUGAAAGUCCAAUUGAGUAUGAAAGUAAAGAAGAGCAUGCAGAGUUUGUUCUGGUACGGAAGGACAUGCUGUUUAACCAACUAGUGGAGAUGGCACUCCUUUCUCUUGGAUAUUCCCAUAGUUCUGCAGCACAGGCAAAAGGCCUGAUCCAGGUUGGGAAGUGGAAUCCAGUCCCUCUCUCGUAUGUGACAGAUGCACCGGAUGCCACAGUAGCAGACAUGCUGCAGGAUGUGUAUCAUGUGGUCACACUGAAAAUUCAGUUGCACAGUUGCCCAAAACUGGAAGACUUGCCACCUGAACAGUGGACACACACAACCGUCAGAAAUGCUCUGAAGGAACUACUGAAAGAAAUGAACCAGAGCACACUGGCAAAAGAAUGCCCCCUCUCCCAGAGUAUGAUUUCCUCCAUUGUAAACAGCACUUACUAUGCAAAUGUAUCAGCAGCAAAAUGUCAAGAAUUUGGAAGAUGGUAUAAACAUUUUAAGAAGACAAAAGACAUGAUUGCUGAAAUGGAGACCAUGUCUGAACUGUCUAUUUCUCAGACGGGAACAAAUCAUGUAAACUUUGGAGCACAAACAGUUCCUGGGAAUGGUACUGAUCUGCCCCAGCCACCAUCACCAGCUCAACUUCCUCAUGGUGGUCAGCCAACAACCAGGCCCCAAAUUUCUAAUUUUAAUCCUGGACUUGUCUCUGCACCUCUUAGUCCACAGCUGGUGAACCAGCAGCUGGUUAUGGCCCAGAUAUUAAAUCAACAAUUUGCUGUCAAUAGACUGCUGGCACAGCAAUCCCUAAAUCAGCAAUAUCUAAAUCACCCUCCUGUCAAUCGAUCAAUGACUAAACCAUUGGAACAACAGACUUCAUCAAAUGCUGAAGUGUCUUCCGAAAUCUACCAGUGGGUUCGAGAUGAGUUGAAGCGAGCUGGAAUCUCUCAAGCUGUGUUCGCUCGCGUGGCUUUCAACCGAACUCAGGGUCUACUAUCUGAAAUACUCAGAAAAGAAGAGGACCCAAAGACUGCCUCACAGUCUUUGUUAGUCAACCUGAGAGCAAUGCAGAAUUUUCUGAACUUGCCUGAAGCAGAAAGGGACCGUAUUUACCAGGAUGAAAGGGAGAGAAGCCUCAAUGCAGCCUCAGGGAUUGGAACUGCACCUUUGAUAAGUUCUCCUAACCGUACUCAGCAGGUCAAAGCAUCCUCCAUUACAACUGAGUGGAAUGGCAAAUCGGAAGGCUGUGCACUUAAUAUUAAUGCUUCCAUUUACGAUGAGAUUCAGCAGGAAAUGAAGAGGGCCAAAGUGUCCCAAGCACUGUUCGCUAAAGUUGCCGCAACAAAGAGCCAGGGAUGGCUAUGUGAACUUCUGCGUUGGAAAGAAGACCCUUCACCAGACAAUCGGACUCUUUGGGAAAACUUAUCAAUGAUUAGGAGGUUCUUGAGCCUUCCUCAGGCUGAGAGAGAUACCAUUUACGAGCAGGAAAGCAAUGUGCUUCAUCAUCAUGGAGACCGACCAUCUCACAUCAUGCAUGUUUCUGCAGAACCAGUUCAGCCGCAACCAGCAACGCCACGACUUGCACCGAAACAGCCAACGUCGACACCAGCAGAAGCAGAAGAUGAGAGUCGCCACAAGCCCAGAUCUCGCACUAAGAUUUCCGUAGAAGCCCUGGGCAUCUUGCAGAGCUUUAUACAGGAUGUGGGUUUGUAUCCUGAUGAAGAGGCAAUUCAGACUCUGUCAGCUCAACUUGACCUGCCCAAGUAUACAAUUAUCAAGUUCUUUCAGAACCAACGCUAUCAUCUAAAGCAUCAUGGCAAACUGAAAGACCAUGCAGGUCUGGAGGUAGAUGUGGCAGAGUAUGAAAAAGAGGAGUUGCUGGAGGACUCUGAGGACUCAGAAGAAAGUGAAGGAGGCAAAAGUUCGAAAGAAAUAUAUUCGGUUAAAGUAGAAGAGACCUUACCAGGAGAAGGGACUACAAAUAACCUAGAUUCUGAUCAGGAGCCAAAAGACUGACCCUGAUAUCACAAAAGCUUCUUUUUGAAACUGUGCCACUGAUGUAUAAUUAUUUGAAAAAAUAUCGUCUUGUUCCCUGCAUUAUUCAUCAGAAAGACCAAUUUGUCUUUACAAACUUGCACAAAAAACUGAUAAAGAAUCCCAUUGAAAGACUGAACAAUUCUCUUGUGGAUAAUGCAGACUGCACUAGAAAUUUUCACUUUGUUCAAGCAAACUAACAGCUACAUAUGAAACAUUUGGGAUUGCCUUGAACAUUUUUGUAACUGCUGUUUACUGAUUAGUGGCAGUUUCUGUACAAAGUACCAAGAGAGGAAACUGGUACUGUCUCAUGUUUGUAACUGUAUUGGCUGUCAGACAUAAAUUGCUGAUUCAGGAGCUUUCCACCAAUAAUCACAGAUUAGCUGGUUCUGAAUGGAUAAAACACUCCGGAUUCAGUUCUCCAUUAAACCAGUCUAUGUUUUGCUACUCACAUGAAAAAUCUGGCCUUUUAGAAAUAACAAAUUUGUGAAUGAGGAAACUUUGUGCUUAUCUAUAUAUUGCAAAAGUUACAAAUAAAAGGAAGAAACUGCUCACUGCAAAAUGCAGUGUUAAUGGAAAAUAUGCCAAUAAUUGCCUUGUGUAAUAUGGCACUGCCAUCAUUCAAUUAUUCUGCAAGAGAGCAAUCACUGUAACUUUGAGUCUUGUCAUUACCUGAUUUUAAAAUGUGAAACACAACAUUUUUUUUUGAGAAAAAAAUUGUGUAAUUUAGACUAUUUAUUUUCGGAAAACUUAGCCUCAUGAUGUAAUUAAUUUUUUGAAGUUUCUGUUACAUGUAACAUUGUGCUUUUUCAUACUGACUUUUUCUAUUUAUAAAUGUGUUUUGAUGGGCAGUGAUACAAAGUGUCUUAAAAGUUUCAAUUGAAAAAUUGUGCUUUAAAAUUUGCCUAAAACUGCUGUAUGUUAUCAAAGCAAUUCAUACCAUGGGCUUCACUCUUUAUGGUGUAUGCAAUUUUCUAUAUUAAUGUUAAACCAUCAUGCAAAUGAACAUAGGUCAAUAAAAUAAAAUACAUUAGAUAACUUAUAAAAUUAACACAAAAAUAGAUGUUUUGCAAUGUGUCUUCCUUCAGUUUACAAUGGAUUGAAGCUUUUUUCAGUAUAAAUUUCUGUAAGAAGAUUACGUGUAUCUGUUUCUCUGAGUUAUCUUGCUACGUGGAACUAUGAGAUCACAAAUUAUUUUGUUAAAUCUGACCAUGUUUUUUUAAAGCAUAUCACGGUUUUUCUUUAUGCAAAAAUGUUCAGAAGGGGAUGGUUAUUAAUUGUUAAUCGCACAAUUAAACUAUCUUUGUA